Messenger RNA from Stegodyphus dumicola, 2144 nucleotides. It is a transcript of the gene OstDelta, whose product is annotated as oligosaccharide transferase delta subunit. Gene Ontology annotation, cellular component: membrane; oligosaccharyltransferase complex. Lineage: Eukaryota; Metazoa; Arthropoda; Arachnida; Araneae; Eresidae. Gene Ontology annotation, biological process: protein N-linked glycosylation. The record is from RefSeq and is a predicted model, not a curated record.
UGCAAGAAUGAAAUCUUUCUUCAUUAAUUUUUGGCAACUAGAAAUUUCGGUGACGGACACGACAGCGAAUUACACGCCAGUAGACCGGUAAAAUUCAGUGAAUGUGUGUAAUCUUGUAAACAUGGGACGAAAUAGUAAAAUUUUGUUUUCUGUUUGCACAUUUGUUCUGUUAUGUGUUAUUGCCAAUGCUUUAACGCCUACAACUUUCCUCACAACUGCUGAUCAACAGAGGCUUAAAAAAGUUUUAUCCACUGCUUUUCCAUUAUCUGACCUUACAACAGCCCAUUAUGCUGUCCUUGGUUAUUCAUUAAUUGGGGAAAAAUUACCAGCAUCUGAAGAUCCUUGCAAAUUCUUUCAUUCUAAAAUAGAUAAAAAGAAGUUAGAUACUAUUUUUCACGCUACAAGUGGAAGUAAAUUACUUAACAAUUGUAAACUGACUGUGACUGGCUUGCAGCAGACUUUUGACUCCACUAAAGUUGCUAAAGUUUUGACUGCUGCUUUGAAAAGAGAUGAUAGUGUAUUAAAUCUUGGCUAUGCAUUUCAUGUUGCAUCUGUAUUACAAGGAGAUUUGACACCAUUUUUUGAGAGAAUUGAAGAUGUAAUAGUUCAAGCUGAUGAAGUUGAUGGAAAAUAUUUGCAAUUUGAAGGUGGUUUAGGUAUUACAUCAACCACAAUAAAUGGUGUUUACAAAUUAGCAGAAGCUGUCAAAAAGGCACCUGCUUUAACACCGGAACAAGCUGUCAAGUUCACAAAUUACUUCCUGAGUAGAAAAUUUGUUCAGACCGUUAAAGGUUCAGCUCAGCUUCUAGAUAUUCUCAGGAUUUUUGCUACAAAUAAGUUUCACAUUCCUGUAGCUGUGACACUUGCAAGUAAUAGUGCUUUAUCUGAUGAAAAUCCAAAUGUUCAAAUUCGGAUCACUAAUGUCCUUGGUGCUUCUCUUGGUCCCCUGACUGUUACAGCAGAUAAUGCUAAAAGGGUUGGAGAUGAUGCUGUUGUUUUGAGCAAAAAAGCAUUUCAGGCUGUAAAGGGCAGCAACAUAUUAUAUACAUUGAACUUCAUGGAAAGCAAACCACUCCGAGGAUUUUACACCAUUUCAGUUAGUGCAGUUCCUAGGAAACCUGAUCCUAAACUUAUUGGAAAUACUGGUGCUCAAAUAAAAGUUAAAGUAAUGACAGAAGCAGCUGUUGAAGGUGCAGAAAUUGGUACAGUGUAUCGUGAUCAAAUGACCUCUGCAAAGUCUACAAGUAUUGUUUACCCUGAAGAAAAAGUUAGCCUAGAAGCAGAUUAUCAUCAAAAAAUUAUAAUGAAAUUUUCUCUGAAAGAUAAAAAUGCAAAAUCACCUUUGCUUGCUCAUCAGACAUUUGUUCAGUUUGUGAAUCGUGAGAGGGGUCAGGAAGUUGUGUUUGUUGCUGAACCUGAUACAUCUAACGUUUAUAGAUUUGAUUUGGAUAUUUUCACUAAAGCAAAAGAAUUUAUGUAUGCUUCUGGAGUAUAUGACGUUUUCCUUAUAGUUGGAGAUGCUGUUUUAAAGAAUCCCUUUAUGUGGAAAAUGGGCCAUGUAUCCUUAACAUUUCCUCCUAAUCCUGUAUCAACAAAGCCAUCAGAAAACCCUUAUGAACCAAAGCCCGAGAUUAAGCAUUUGUUCCGAGAAAAAGAAAAAAGGCCAUCUCCUCUUGUUUCUAAUACAUUUUCUGUCUUGUGUCUAGUGCCUUUGCUAUUAUUAUUUAUUUUGUGGAUCAAGUUGGGAGCUAAUUUAUCAAAUUUCCCACUCUCUGUGUACCCUAUAGCCUUCCAUCUAGGUCUUUUAGCUAUUUUUGGCCUUUUCAUCUGCUUUUGGCUACACAUGAAUAUGUUUACUACGCUGAAAUAUCUGCUGGGAUUAGGACUUUUUACAUUCUUAAGUGGACACAGAUUGCUAAGCAAAUUAGCUGAAGGAAAAUAAUUUUAUAAAAGGUACAUUCCAAUAUAGUUGCUGACUUUAUGAGAAAGCAGAAACCACUGUUUCAUCGCAUUUCUUCAUUACUGGAUUGUUGGAAGAGAGAUGACAGCAACUAUGAACUGAAGGAGGAACAAUUAAUUGCAUUUUGAUACAUGAAAUGUAAAUUAUUCUUACCACUUAGAUCAAAAUAAAUUUUUUUAAAUAA